UUGAUAAAGCGCUUUGUUUUGGUGCUGCGCUCAGCAUUCGAAAGCAUCAUCUUAUUCUCGAGUGUAAGAGAAUUGUAUAAACGUGAAAGUAUUGCCGACCACGUUGGGAUACGAAAAAUGUUUUCAACAUUGGGCUAUGCAAGGGUGGUGUCAGCUACACAAUUCGAGUGCAUUGUUUGUAGACUGACCAAGAACACGGUGGCGGAAUUACAUCGACAUCAAACUUUUCUUCACACAACUGAAGAACUAUCGCUUGCUGUGAUAGGUCUUCGAAAUAGUCUUAUAAACAACGCAGUAAAUAGCCAGAAUGCAACUUCUUGUUCCUGGCUCUACAAGCCUCUCAAACACUCAGAAUUUUAUUCCUUGUCUGCGAUACUUUUGGAUGACGAGCACAACUUUGCAAGAUUUGAACGCUCUGUUCCUCUUGACUGUGUUGUUAAAAGAAAAUGUGCAAACACAGAGGAACUCUGUGUACCAAAAGCUAGACUUUUGAAAACUCUCGAGGACAAAAGAAUUCGAAGACGAGAACAGAAUCGUCGAGCCAAGAUUUUUCGAACCUUAAACAAUGGCGUUUUGGAUCUUAGCUUGCCGAAAAGCAGUCGAAAAGGCAAAUCCAAGCUGAAGAAUACCGUUGCAAAUACUUUCUAUCAAGGAAAUAUACAGAGUGCUGCAAUCUUAGAUAGCCGCAAAGAGAAAAAAUUGUCAAAGGAGACAAGCGGAAACAAAAAACGGAUGGACAACCCUGCACCGCUUAAGCAGGAACCAAUUUCAAUGGACGAAGAAUAUCGUGAAGAAAAAAAAACAGCUAUGCCACAAACUACACAUUUGUUGGAUGAAGUCUUGAAGCUGGCAGUCAAGUCUUUCAAAAACGAGGAAAGUUUGGAGAAUAGUAUAUAUGAUGACGAUGCAGAAGAAACAAGUGAAUGCAGUAAUUUGGUUGUGGAUGAGUUUUCUCAUCUUGGGUCUUCAUCAAUUCCAUUGCGUGUAAGUGAUUUUUCAUCCAAACCCGAAGCUUAUUACAAAAACAGAACUGAAAAGAAUAAAGGACUAACUGAAAAUAAACGAAAAAGUUGUAAGAAGGAUCGACUUUCAGGUAGAGUUGGAAAAAGAUCUUCAAAGAAAUCAAAAAAAGGUGCUUUGAAAAACAGAAACAAAAAAUCUUCUCAAAGUACGAAACACCGAAAGAUAGAAGCUGAUGAAAAUUUCGACGAUCACACUUGCUUCAAUAUUUCUGAGAUUCCUGGAGAAACUAGUGACACGACCGAGAUCAUUUACAAACAAGAUGAAAUACCGAAUGUCCAUGAAGAAUACUCCAGCGAUGACAUUCAUCCCAAUCCACUUAAUCAUCAUGAUGAUUCGCAAUUGGAUGGUUUCCAGGGAGUCACACAAUUUCCUGCGUAUCCAGAAGACAUAGAUGAGCAUUCGAUUCUCGUCUUUGAUCCGGAAUCACGCGGCCUCGUUUGGACGUCAUUUGAACUUGUUGACGAUCCGAGGUCGUCAAAUGGAGAGAAAAAUUCUGAGGACAUGGAAAGCGAUAUUCAGCCGAAAAAAAUCGAAACGAUUUUACAUCAUGGAAACAACAACUUUUUUUUUGAUUAUUGCACUUUACAGAAUUUUCAGCAACGACAAAAUCUAUCAUUUCAGCAUGGACUUGAUAAGAAUAUAACAAUGAUGGAAGAAGAAGAAACUUCAACGAAUACCCUCGCUUUUCUACGUCCAAAAAGACGCAGAACGUGUCCUGAUCGUUACAUACCUCAUUGAAAUAUUACUUGCGUCGUCUUGAAACUUUUUGACUUUUUUUUUUGUAAGUUCGUGCAUAAAAAAUGUACAUUAGUCAUGUAUUAACGUGGUCAGUUCUUUUGUUUUGAAUAUGUUUUUUUUACUUUGUGAUAUAAAAAAGUAACUAAUAGAACUUUACCCCAGGGACGUGUAAAGAACAAGAUGAUUAGAAAUAAAAAUCUCUCGUCAUUUUGGAUAAAAAAGAAUGUUGAGUAUGACUAUUCAAAAUAUCUCAAUAAAACUUUAUAGAAAAUAUA
Molecule: messenger RNA, 2036 nt
Organism: Venturia canescens
Lineage: Eukaryota; Metazoa; Arthropoda; Insecta; Hymenoptera; Ichneumonidae
Exons: 2
Coding region: 118-1761 (547 amino acids)
Source: RefSeq, a predicted model, not a curated record